This is a messenger RNA of Papaver somniferum (opium poppy), 654 nucleotides long. Its product is annotated as F-box protein CPR1-like. Gene Ontology annotation, molecular function: protein binding. Bases 1 to 654 code for a protein of 217 amino acids. The transcript has 3 exons. The record is from RefSeq and is a predicted model, not a curated record. NCBI's taxonomy places the organism in Eukaryota, Viridiplantae, Streptophyta, Magnoliopsida, Ranunculales, Papaveraceae.
AUGACUGAUUUCACAUUAAUGCCUCAUCUUCCAGAAGACAUCAUCAUCGAGAUCCUUUCAAGGUUACCUCCUAUAUCUCUUUUAAAAUUCAGAAGAUUCGUUGCCCAGAAGACGUCGACGAUGAUUACACUAGUAUUGGCUGACAUGAUGGUGUUGAGUUUAUGGAACCCAUCUACUGGAGACUGCAAAGUAAUACCAAGUCCACCUGAUGAUCAAAUUAAAGGUUAUAAUUCUGUUCUGGACCUCUCAACAUUGAGAGGAUAUGGGUCUGGUUAUGACUCAAAGAGUGAUGAUUACAAGUUUGUGUGUUUUACAAGAUAUUUCAAAUUGAACCAAUCUAAUGUUAAGAUCUAUUCACUUAGAUCGGAUUCCUGUAAACGAUUCAAGAAAACUCAAAAAACCUCUUGGAUACUAUCUUCAAAAUCACUCAAGUACGGGGUGUUUUGUAAUGGAGCACUUCACUGGCAGUCAUCCUCUUUAUCCGGAGCCUUAAUUGCUUUACAUCUGACAGAUGCUGAGGUCCUUAAAGAAAUCUCACAACCGAAAACAAAUUUCGAGAAGUCGGGUGACACUACAUUUAUUGGUGUGUUGGAUGGGUGUCUUUCGAUGCUUUAUAGUAAUGUAAAUGUAAACCAUGGUUGUGAGUAUGGUUGA